Myxocyprinus asiaticus (Chinese sucker) is the source of this 3590-nucleotide messenger RNA. It is a transcript of the gene acp7, whose product is annotated as acid phosphatase 7, tartrate resistant (putative). The record is from RefSeq and is a predicted model, not a curated record. The transcript has 14 exons. Bases 148 to 1461 code for a protein of 437 amino acids. Lineage: Eukaryota; Metazoa; Chordata; Actinopteri; Cypriniformes; Catostomidae. Gene Ontology annotation, molecular function: acid phosphatase activity; metal ion binding.
CAAUGACGUCAGCGCCCACGUGAUCAUGCGCGCAGGUCAUCUGACGUAAACAAACAGAUCAUGUGAUCAUUUCGCUGACGCGCUAACUUUAACUAGUUAAACUUCUCUACUGUAAACAAUAACAGACAGGUGAAGAAUACAGGAGUCAUGGCGUCUGUGGGUCUUCUGUGCGUCUGUGCUUUCAUCUCUGCUGCUUCCUGUGUGACAACGAUAGGAACUCAACCUGAGCAGGUGCACAUCUCAUAUCCAGGUGUAAUAAAAUCUAUGGUGGUCACAUGGUUGACCUGUAAUGAUACAGACAGUGUUGUUGAAUUCAGUGUGUGGGGUGAAAAGCUCUUCAGUCACACAGUAAAGGGAAACUCUUCUGUAUUCACUGACGGAGGUCCAGAGAAGCGGAAGAUGUUCAUUCACCGCGUCACACUGACUGACCUGAAACCUGCCGCUGCAUACGUGUAUCACUGUGGCAGUGAGGCCGGUUGGAGUGACAUCUUUUAUUUCACGUCUCUGAAUGAGAGUUCGACUUUCAGUCCCAGAUUCGCUCUGUUUGGUGACAUGGGGAAUGAAAACGCACAAUCACUGAGUCGACUGCAGAAAGAGACUCAGAUCGGCAUGUAUGACGUCAUUCUGCACAUCGGUGAUUUUGCAUAUGACAUGCAUGAGGACAAUGGCAAGAUCGGUGACGAGUUUAUGAGACAGAUUCAGUCCAUCGCUGCUUACACACCUUAUAUGACGUGUCCAGGAAACCACGAGUGGGCUUACAACUUCUCACACUACAGGAACCGGUUCAGUAUGCCGGGACACACGGAGAAUCUCUGGUACAGCUGGAACGUCGGCCCCGUUCAUAUCAUCUCAUUCUCCACGGAAGUGUAUUUCUAUCUGGAAUACGGCCUAGAUUUGCUCUUCAGACAGUACGAGUGGCUCCAAAAAGAUCUUGAGGAAGCCAACAGGCCUGAGAACAGAGCGUUACGCCCGUGGAUCAUCACGAUGGCACACAGACCCAUGUACUGUUCCAACGAUGAUGAUGACGACUGCACACACUUUCAGAGCUAUGUGCGAUUUGGACGCAAUGACACACAGCCAGCGGCUCCUGGCCUGGAGAAUUUAUUCUAUCAAUACGGAGUGGAUCUGGAGCUGUGGGCUCAUGAACACACAUAUGAGAGACUCUGGCCUGUGUAUGAUUAUAAGGUGUUUAAUGGAAGUAUUCAGGAGCCGUAUGUGAAUCCUAAAGCGCCAGUUCAUAUCAUCACGGGCUCAGCUGGAUGCAGAGAGAAACAUGACGGUUUCAUCCCCAAACCUCGAGACUGGAGCGCUUUCAGAAGCACAGAUUACGGCUAUACACGCAUGCAUGUGAUCAACCGCACACACCUGUACCUGGAGCAGGUGUCUGAUGACCAGUACGGUAAAGUGAUUGAUCAGAUCACACUGGUGAAGGAGGUUCAUGGAGCGGACGCCUGGCGGUGAAGAUACUCAAUCAAACACACACUCUCUCUCAGGAAACACACUUUGAAUCAUAAUCAACAGUGAGAUGCACUUUAACUUCAAUCAAACAAACAAAUGAACAGUGUUUGUCUGUGAAGGAUCAGACCUCAUAGUCUCUUCUCUAAAGAUCUAACGGGAGCGCAUGUGUUUUGAGUUGGACGUGAUUCUUUAAAUUCCCUCCAGACAGAUUUACACUUUUGACUUCUGUGCCGGAUCUGAUCCAACUCUUAAUCACAGGAGACACAGCCAUUUAAUUUCACAGGCACGGGAUUUUCACAAACAAGAUUAAGUUCUUCAAGGUUGUUAAUGUUUCAUCAGGAAAGAAUCUUGAUAUGUGUUUUCAUUUAUUGAACUGAAUGAAAAUCCAUGUAUUUAAAUUAAUUAUGAUUUUAUUGAAGUUUACAUUUUAGUACUAUACACAAUCUACUUGAUUUCUCAAAAGAUUCGCUCUGUUCCAAAACCUAGUUUAAAACAUCUUUAACUCACUCCCAGUGUUUGAAAAGGUAGGCAAUAUGCUUCUUUAGCUCAGUUCAAAAGCAGAAUCACAUGUAUGCUUUAAAGAGAGGGCAAUCCCAGAAUGCAUUGCGACAACAUUUAUAAAUAUAAUUAGGGUUGGGAACCAUGAACCGGAUCUUGUUCAGAGCAGCUUCCAUAUUUUUCAAAAUACCAGAACAAUUAGAUUUUUAUGACGAUGUGUGUGUUUGACGCUGCCAACUACUGAAGCAGUGUUGUAUGAUUCCCCAGCUAAUGACUCUUAUGAGUCGGUUCUUUUGAAUCUACAAUGUGAAACGCACAGCACGACCAGUGUAGUCUGAUUCUCAAACAAAUGACUCUUAUGAGUCAGUUCUUUUGAAUCUACAGAGUGACAAGUGUCGUCUGAUUCCCAAAUGAAUGACCCUUAUGAGUUGGUUCUUUUGAAUCUACAAUGUGAAACACACAUCGUGACCAGUGUAGUGUCUGAUUCCCAAACAAAUGACUCUUAUGAGUCGGUUCUUUUGAAUCUACAGAAUGACAAGUGUAGUCCGAUUCCCAAAUGAAUGACACUUAUGAGUCAGUUCUUUUGAAUCUACAGAAUGACAAGUGUAGACCAAUUCCCAAAUGAAUGACUCUUAUGAGUCAGUUCUUUUGAAUCUACAGAGUGACAAGUGUAGUCCGAUUCCCAUAUGAAUGACUCUUAUGAGUCAGUUCUUUUGAAUCUACAGAGUGACAAGUGUAGUCCGAUUCCCAUAUGAAUGACUCUUAUGAGUUGGUUCUUUUGAAUCUGCAAUGUGAAACACAUCGUGACCAGUGUAGUCUGAUUCCCAAACAAAUGACUCUUAUGAGUCGGUUCUUUUGAAUCUACAGAAUGACAAGUGUAGACCGAUUCCCAAAUGAAUGACUCUUAUGAGUCAGUUCUUUUGAAUCUACAGAAUGACAAGUGUAGUCCGAUUCCCAUAUGAACGACUCUUAUGAGUCGGUUCUUUUGAAUCUACAAAAUGACAAGUGUAGUCUGAUUCCCAAACAAAUGACUCUUAUGAGCUGAUUCUUUUCAAUCUAUGCCUCUAAAAAUGUCUGCGUAAACACACCUUUAACUUAACUGUAUUAAAUGUAUCUCUGAUUUAUUUUGUCUGCUCUGUCAAAAUCUGAAAUGAUCUCAUCAUUUGGCAACAGGAUUUCUUAUUUCCAAAUAUUUCUAUCUUAAAGUAAUAAAGGAUUUGUUAAUGGAACUGUUUAAGGAACCGGAAUUGUUCACAAUCGUUAACAAUGAUAAAAAUAGUUCUGUCUAUUUAAAAAUAGACUAUCUUACCCAGUAUUUUUUUGUGUGUAUAUUUUGAUGCUAAUCAGAGUAUUGUGUUGUUAGCUUUAGCAACAUGCUAACGUCAGACUCUAUUGGGAUCAAUUGUAAAUCGAAUCUCUAAUGUGCUACACGUGACGAGCACUUCUUGUAUGACACACAGAGUUGCUGCCUAUGUAGAGCACUCCAAUUAGUCACUUAUGAGGUUCCAGUUACAAUGCUGCCUUAGAAGGUCACUGCCUAUGUAGACAGCGAGGGUUUUGGAACAGAGCUAUUAAAUCUCUUGAAGUUUGUCUUUGAAUAUGUUAGUGAACUGUAAUAAAUGUAUUUUCUCACA